This is a messenger RNA of Gossypium raimondii (Peruvian cotton), 1884 nucleotides long. Its product is annotated as probable inorganic phosphate transporter 1-5. NCBI's taxonomy places the organism in Eukaryota, Viridiplantae, Streptophyta, Magnoliopsida, Malvales, Malvaceae. The record is from RefSeq and is a predicted model, not a curated record. Bases 119 to 1720 code for a protein of 533 amino acids. Gene Ontology annotation, biological process: transmembrane transport; phosphate ion transport. The transcript has a single exon. Gene Ontology annotation, cellular component: membrane. Gene Ontology annotation, molecular function: phosphate transmembrane transporter activity.
GGGAGACUUAGACUUUUGAGUGAUCAGAUGUUAAAUACCUUCACUACUCAUCAUUCUUCACUCACCAAAUCAUCUUACAAACUCCAGUACAAAUCAUCCAUUUUGAGGGAGAUUUAUCAUGGCUAACAACCAGCUUGGAGUUCUUAAUGCUCUGGAUGCAGCAAAGACACAAUGGUACCAUUUCACUGCCAUUGUAAUUGCGGGAAUGGGUUUUUUCACUGAUGCUUAUGACUUGUUUGGCAUCUCUCUUAUCACAAAACUUCUUGGUCGUAUUUACUACACAAAUGAAAACCAUCCAAAGCCUGGAACAUUGCCUCCUAAUGUAGCAGCUGCUGUUAAUGGGACAGCCUUUGUUGGCACGUUAGCUGGUCAGCUUUUCUUUGGCUGGCUUGGUGAUAAAUUAGGCCGGAAGCGGGUUUACGGACUAACCCUCAUGCUCAUGGUGGUCUGUUCCAUUGCUUCUGGACUUUCCUUUGGGAAGUCUCCUGCUGGUGUUAUGACAACACUUUGUUUCUUCAGGUUUUGGCUUGGUUUCGGAAUCGGUGGUGACUAUCCCUUGUCAGCCACCAUCAUGUCCGAAUAUGCAAACAAGAAAACUCGUGGAGCAUUUAUCGCUGCUGUGUUUGCAAUGCAAGGAUUUGGGAUUUUAACAGGUGGGAUCGUUGCACUUAUCGUGUCGGCUUCUUUCGAUCAUGCAUAUAAGGCCCCUCCAUAUUCGGUUAACCGAAAAGAUUCGACUGCGCCUGAAGCCGACUAUAUUUGGCGGAUUAUACUCAUGUUCGGCGCUGUUCCUGCGCUUCUAACAUACUACUGGCGUAUGAAGAUGCCCGAAACAGCCCGUUACACCGCCCUUGUUGCUAGGAACGCAAAGCAGGCUGCUUCAGACAUGUCCAAGGUUCUGCAAGUGGAGCUUGAAGCUGAAGAAGAGAAGGUAGAGACGGCAUCAUCGUCGAACUCCUUUGGUCUAUUUACUAAGGAAUUCGCUCGACGCCAUGGACUACAUUUACUUGGAACAUCCGUAUGUUGGUUCUUAUUAGACAUUGCCUAUUACAGUAACAAUUUGUUCCAAAAAGACAUCUUCACUGCCAUUGGUUGGCUUCCAAAAGCCGAAACCAUGAACGCAAUUCAUGAGGUUUAUCGAGUCGCGGCGUCGCAAUCGCUUAUCGCACUUUGUGGCACGAUCCCUGGAUACUGGUUUACGGUGGCGUUAAUCGAUUAUAUUGGCAGGUUCACAAUUCAAUUGAUGGGGUUCUUUUUCAUGACAGUGUUCAUGUUUGCACUUGCGAUACCUUACCAUCACUGGUUGUCCAACAAUGCUGGGUUCCUCAUCAUGUAUUCAUUGACCUUUUUCUUUGCGAAUUUUGGACCAAAUGCCACCACAUUUGUCGUGCCAGCUGAGAUUUUCCCAGCAAGACUGAGGUCGACUUGCCAUGGGAUCUCAGCUGCUGCCGGAAAACUCGGAGCCAUCGUCGGGGCGUUAGGAUUCUUGUAUGCAGCACAGAGCACAAAUCCGGAGGAGACUGAUCAGGGAUACCCACCUGGUAUUGGGGUUAAAAAUACAUUGCUUGUGCUUGGAUCAAUCAACUGCCUUGGAAUAUUCUUCACUCUUUUGGUGCCUGAAUCUAAGGGAAAAUCGUUGGAAGAACUUACAGGAGAAAAUGAAGAGGCCGAUGGCAAUGGUAAGCAGCAGGCUUCUUCAACUCAAACUCUUCCGGUCUAAAUUAGCAAAGUUCAAGUCAUGAUUUCUAGAUAUAAAAGGAAAAAAAUUGAUGUAAAAUAGGAGCAUGAAAGUUUAUAUAAAAGUUGAACCGCUGAAACAUUACAAUGAUGUGAAUUAGAUAAUCCAAUACAUCAAUAAAGAAGUUAUGUUGUUUAGUUUAUAAA